UCGAUGACCAAAUCUCUUUUGGCAAAUAUCAUGUGUGUUCUAAUAGAUAUCUCUUGUCAAUGACAUCAGAUCUUUUGGAUAGUAACAUUAUUGGUUUGGGCAAAUAUCUUUAUUUAUCCUAGUGUUGCUUGCAUCUCUUUUCCCCUUAAAACAAUACGAUAAUGGUUGUACAGAAUACCAGUAAUCUAGUUUUCCCCAGCUAAUUGGUAGACUAGUAAGUAGUUUUUCUUGUUGAAACGUUGACAUAUAUCCACUCUUCUUGAUAAGAAUAACCCAUUUUUAGAAGCAAAUCAUGAUUUUUAAAAUUAUGUUCACCCCUUUUUCUACCUUAAUUUAAUUCCUAUUUUAUAGUGAUUAUAUGAUUUUAAUUUUCAUAAUUAUAAGCUAUUUAUAGCUACAAUUGUUUAAUUAGAAUUGCAAAGUCUUCUCAAAACCCAAGGCUUAUGACCUUGAUUAACCAGUUAGCUACAUGCCCACCAAAAAAUAAAAAUAAAAAAGUAAAAAUACUGAAAAACUCACAGAUUUGAGUUGAAGAAACAGGUAUAAUUAAUAUUAUGGGCGCUGUUGCCUCUCUAUUUCCAAGAUCGGAUAAUCUGCAAUUGGUCACCGUUGAUGUUCAUGCUGCUAAUGAUCUCAUUCGUUCAGGUCAUCGCUAUCUCGACGUAAGGACACAUGAAGAAUUUAACAGAGGACAUGUUGAUGUAGAAAAUUGUGUGAACAUUCCUUACUUCUUCUUUAACCCUGCAGGACGAGUAAAAAACACCAAGUUUUUGGAGCAAGUUUCAGCGGUUUGUAGCAAGGAUGAUCAUAUCGUCGUGAUACAUCAGUUUAUCACCAUACUAGGUUGUCAAAGUGGAGUCAGAUCCGGCUAUGCUACUACUGAUCUUCUUAAGGCUGGUUACAAACAUGUAAGCAAUAUGGAAGGGGGAUAUGCUUCCUGGGUGGAGAAUGAGUUGUCUGUGAAGAAAUCAGAUGCAGAGUUGUAAAUUUUCGGUAAUUGUGUUUAAAUCGCCAAAAUCAAGUUAAAUUGUACUGAUACUAAUAGCAUAUAAUUUCCAUCUUGCUUGUAUUUUAAUUA
Chenopodium quinoa (quinoa) is the source of this 1078-nucleotide messenger RNA. Its product is annotated as thiosulfate sulfurtransferase 18-like. The transcript has 6 exons. The coding region runs from base 555 to 986 and encodes 143 amino acids. Gene Ontology annotation, molecular function: catalytic activity. Lineage: Eukaryota; Viridiplantae; Streptophyta; Magnoliopsida; Caryophyllales; Amaranthaceae. The record is from RefSeq and is a predicted model, not a curated record.